Molecule: messenger RNA, 814 nt
Organism: Symsagittifera roscoffensis
Lineage: Eukaryota; Metazoa; Xenacoelomorpha; Acoela; Convolutidae
Product: DNA replication complex GINS protein PSF1-like
Exons: 1
Coding region: 20-697 (225 amino acids)
Biological process (GO): DNA replication; DNA strand elongation involved in mitotic DNA replication
Cellular component (GO): GINS complex
Source: RefSeq, a predicted model, not a curated record
UUCUGGUUUUAGAUCCGCCAUGACACAACUGUGCGGUAAAGCCACUGAGUUGAUCAAAGAGUUAAAGCGCAGUGAAAACAAUGACAACAUUCCUGCGUACAACGAAAAUCUAGCGAAAGAAAUUUUAACCGAAACUGAAUGGUGGUAUGAAACGAACAGACGAGAUGUAUCACGAAUGUACAAUGAAGACGAAGGCAACCGAGGUCUGUUUGCCGGAAUCCAACUCAGACAUACGUGUCUGAGUCGAAACAAGAGGUGUCUGCUGGCGUAUCACUAUCAGAGAUUACGUAAGAUCCAGUCCAUGCGUUGGAACCUUGGAAUCGCUUUGCCAACCGAAGCUAGAUAUAAUUUGUCAGAAUCGGAGAAAAAGUUUUUCACAGAUUACAGUCGUAUUUUGAGUGAAUAUAUGGAAUCGAUUGGCGAUCAAGUCAAUGAAGGCAGUUUUGGUGGGUGUGUCGUUGAUUUGCAACGUGACACGAAACCUCCGAAGCAGUUGUUAGUCAGAGUAAGGUGUGUUGAAGAUAUAGAUGCGAAUGACUCUGACAACGCGGCUGCAGCUGGUUUGAUCGGAAGGCAGUGGGAGCGAGGGGAUGGGUGUGUGAAUGUUUUGGGAACGAAAGGGACUGAGUUGCUGGUUCCUCUGGCAGAAGCAGAACCACUGAUAAAGAUGGGAGUACUGGAAGUAUGUCCGGACUAACUUAGAUGGACUCAUCGAACAUGUAGACUGUUUUUUGACUGAAAUUCUCCGUAUUUGCCUGCUAUGUUUGAUGCCUAUUGUUUUAGUUUUAUUGAGUUAAGUUUUUGAUGUGUAUAA